Chelmon rostratus (copperband butterflyfish) is the source of this 3651-nucleotide messenger RNA. RefSeq names its product beta-1,3-galactosyl-O-glycosyl-glycoprotein beta-1,6-N-acetylglucosaminyltransferase 4-like. The record is from RefSeq and is a predicted model, not a curated record. Gene Ontology annotation, cellular component: membrane. Gene Ontology annotation, molecular function: acetylglucosaminyltransferase activity. Lineage: Eukaryota; Metazoa; Chordata; Actinopteri; Chaetodontiformes; Chaetodontidae. Bases 292 to 1593 code for a protein of 433 amino acids. The transcript is spliced from 3 exons.
UGCGCUUACAGAACAAAACACAGGAGCGCAGGCUGCACUUCAAAGCGUGUUGGACCUCUUCUUCUUUAUGCUUUCCCACAACUGGACUCAGUUGAGUCUCAGGCUGCGAUUAGUGGAGAGCUGCUCCAAGUUCAUCAUGUCAAGAGAUGUGUGCGUACGCAAGCCGUGCGUAAAAGGUGGAGCGGCACGGAAGAUCAAUGACAGCUCUUCCCUCAUCCCUUGACUCUGGUGUGACUUGGUGAAACGUUCCGCGAGGCGUUCGGCUCACCGGGACCCGCGUAUGGAGCAAGAAUGAAUACAAGAUGUUCAUUUCUGAGACUGAGAGGACAGUGGAUGCCUUCACUCCUGUCACUGCUGACUCUCUGCGUCCUGCUCUUAAUCAGUGUGAAGUUCAGAUGCAUCUCUGAAUCUCUACUCCACCCAGCAAGUCUCGAUGACAUUCAGACAUUUCACAAAUACAGCAUCAACUGUUCGGCUAUAUAUGACAUGGACCCGGUGGAGGUGGGUAAAUCUCUGAUCAUCAGGAGGAGGGAAGUUGUGGAGGAUACGGAUGAAAGUCUGGUUAACCUGACCUCAAGCUGCCCGUUGUUCAUCAAGUCCAGAGGCUAUGAUGACGUGUGUGUCACAGAGGAGGAGAGAGACUUUCCUCUUGCUUAUUCACUGGUUGUACAUAAAUCUGCGUGGAUGGUCGAGAGGCUCCUCAAGGCGGUGUACUCACCCAAUAAUAUCUACUGUAUCCACUAUGAUCAGAAGUCUUCAGCUCAGUUCAUCUCGGCCAUGGAGGGCGUAGCGCGCUGUCUGCCCAACGUCUUCAUCGCCUCCAGACGAGAGACCGUCUAUUAUGCAAGCAUGAGCCGACUGAAAGCUGAUCUCAACUGUCUGUCGGACCUUUUGCUGUCAGACGUCAAGUGGAAGUACGUGAUCAACCUCUGCGGCCAGGAUUUCCCCCUCAGGUCCAACAUCGAGCUGGUGUCAGAACUGAAGAGAUUGAAAGGGGCUAACAUGCUGGAGACAAGUCGGCCCACUGACUCUAAGAAGGAGAGGUUCACCUUCCACCACGAGCUGAAAGACGCCGGCUUUGAAUAUCAAAAACUGCCGGUGAAGACGCAGCAGCCGAAGACCCCUCCACCCCACGGCAUCGAGGUCUUCUGCGGUAACGCCUACUUUGUCUUGUCGCGGGACUUUGUUGUGUACAUGGACGACUCGGUCGUGGUGAAAGACUUUCUGGCCUGGUCUGAGGACACCUACUCCCCGGAUGAACACUUCUGGGCCACACUUGUGCGACUGGAAGGCGUACCAGGGGGGGUGCCCAGAUCCCAGCCUGACAUCACAGACCUGAUGAGUAAGACCAGGCUGGUGAAGUGGCAUUACCUGGAGGAGAGCCUCUACCCACCGUGCUCAGGGCAACACGUUCGCAGCGUUUGUAUUUACGGUGCUGCUGAAUUGCGUUGGUUACUCAACUACGGUCACUGGUUUGCCAACAAGUUCGACCCCAAAGUGGACCCUGUUUCAAUUCAGUGCCUUGAGGAGAGGCUGGAGGAAAAACAGAAGUUAUUCCAAUCGUUGGCGUCUAAAAACUGUCGGAAGGGUUAAAAGGCUAGCAGCGACGAGCAGUCGAACAACUUCACGAUCGAUUUGUCGUUUGAAUAAUUUGCCGAGCGGCCGACAUGUGAUGGUAUCGACAAACAGCAGUGAGCGAACCGAAGAGGGCAGAGGCCGAGGCGAAAGUGAGGAAAGCAGCUAAACAAACAGACAGCAGAUCCAAAUGAAGAGCAGGGCUUCAGUGUCUGUUUUCAGUGCAAUGCCAGCUGUUUCUUUGAUUGUUACUUGAUGUUUGGUGGUUCCUGCUUCUCAAACAUGAGACUGUUCAGAUUUUUUUCACAGAAAAUCACAUUUUUCUGUUUGGAUUUUCUGGGUUGAACAAAACAUUUGAUAUCGUCAUCUUGGUUUUUAAGCAGUUGUGAAGAGAACUUUCAGCGUUUUUCUGUUGUUUCAUAAACCAAACUAGUAAAACUUGGUAGCAAAACUCUGUUUAUUCAAACAAGGUGUCAAAGAAAUUGUUUCUUUUACUGACAUUCAGUCGUGUUUCAGCCAGUUGUCAGAGGCUUUGAUCAUUUUUUGUAUUUUCAGAGGCGUUUUAAAAGCCGACGUGAAUGUGGUGCCAGCGGUUUGUACCAGAAACACCUGUCACCUUAAAGGGCUAGUUCACCCAAACUACUACAAACCACACGUGCACUUAUCUGGUCGCUGUGUCGCCACAGCCGAGCUUAUCUUUGUCUGAUUCGACCAGGCUUUCAGAUAUUUGUCUCUGUUCCUCAGGAUAAUCCAGCUAGUUCACUGUGAGCACGUUUCAUCUGAACUGCUUUGUUUGUCCGUCUCCGGCUCCUCUGAUGCUUCGCUUUGAGAGAAACUUCUGGUUUUAUCAGUUUUGUUUUGACGUUCCAGAAUCUUCUGAACUAUAAAUGAAUGAUGUCAGAUGUAGUACAAACAGAUGAAUGUGUUGGUGUGUUACUUCCCAGCAGAGAACAGCACUCAUGUGUUUGGCUGCGUCGAAUGAUUAGCAGCUCAUUGGUGACCUUGAUACAACGCAGACAAGCAAGUGGGAAAAGCAAUACAUGCAUUCCAUGAAGUCUUGGCGGUUCAAACUGUGUUGUUCCUGCAGCGGAUCUCGUGGUAUUUACUUUCUUUACAUUUAAUUUGCAGACCAUGAAAAACAAGGAUUGGAAAGAUAUUUUAAUGAAACGUCUUCAUUUAAACCAGGCAUCUCAAACCGGUUCCAUAAAGGGCCGCGUGGCUGCAGGUUUUCAUUCCAACCCAGGAGGAGCACAUCAGGCCAACCAGUCAACAUCAAGGGAUCACUUAGUUAACAGCUGAAGACUGAGAUCAGCUGAUUAAUUGAUUCCAGCCAGGUGUGCUCCUCCUUGGUUGGAAUGAAAACUUGCAGCCACGCGGCCCUUUAUGGAACCGGUUUGAGAUGCAUGAUUUAAACUGACACAUUGAGGCGAAUGAUUCCAGUAAUUGUGUUAACUUAAACUUAGCUUAAAUAAAUAUUGUUCAUUUCAAAAUGGCCCCCACCUAAAUGAAAAGUUUGUUGUCAGUGUGGAUAUUUUAAGUUUCCACAUCCCACUUGUGUAAGCUGGACCGUGAUUGGCUCCAGACUGGGUGUGAUGUCAUAAAAUCAGCACGUUUUGAACUCAGAUUUAAAGUGAAAGCAGCCUCCUGGAGUCGAACUCGUAUCAUCCUGCACAGCCAAAGCAAAACCAACGCUGAGUUCAAAUUUCACCACAUCAGAACAGAGAACAAGCCAAAACGUCACCGGUCACCAGCACUUUUCACCUCUUCAUGUUGGCCAAUGCUGCAAAUGACUGCACAGAAAACUUGUUGUACAACUUAAGUCACAAGUUGCUUUGCACAGAUUGAUGAUGGCAGGUCUGCUGAACACAUCGAGCGUACAGAGAACACAGUGUCUGACAUUUCAGACAUGUCUGUAUUGUCAGGGCCGUUUCUGUCAUCUUAAUUGUUGGGUGUUCCUUUUUUAUUUCAGAUUAUUUGAAAUGGUUUUGUUCACCUCACUCGUGAAAUGUUUUCAUCCUGCCUGGUUCACUUUGUAGCUUGUUUUGAAAAGUGCGUUGAAUAAAGUUAUUAUUAUUG